CAAUAUGGCCGCACAGUGAGAGGAACGCUAGCUAAACUCAUAGCUCACAUGACAAAUAUUAUAACAUAGUGGCGUUUUUAUUUUGAUAUUUUGAAGUGGACUCAUGUUUUGCGAUGUUGUUGCCACUUCACACGGUGUGUUUAAGAAGCCAGACAACCUGCAGAAGAAGCUUCGCCUCUGCUCUCUUAAAACUAUCGAGGCACAGGGAUAAUGCUAACGUUUCUCACUUCAGUCAUUCAGCUGGACUUUCUGCACAAACAUGCAAGACACUUCUGUACAGAAAACACGGAGACCCUUCUCAGACCAUUCAGUUGGAGGAUGUAGAUCUGCCCCCCAUAGGUGCAAAGGAUGUCCUGGUUAAAAUGCUGGCGGCCCCAAUCAACCCAUCUGACAUCAACAUGAUUCAAGGUACUUAUGCCAUCUUGCCUGACCUCCCAGCUGUUGGGGGCAAUGAAGGAGUGGCCCAGGUCGUAGAGGUGGGCAGCCUGGUGAAUUCUCUCAAAACAGGAGACUGGGUUAUUCCAAAAGAUGCUGGUCUAGGGACAUGGAGGACAGAGGCAGUGCUAGCUGAGAAUGAUGUAAUUUCGCUACCGAAUGACAUUCCCUUGUUGUCUGCUGCCACUCUGGGGGUAAACCCCUGCACUGCCUUCAGGAUGCUCUUUGACUUUGAAGAUCUUAAGCCAGGUGACACAGUGAUCCAGAACGCAGCCAACAGUGGAGUGGGGCAGGCUGUCAUACAGAUUGCUGCUGCACGAAGAAUAAACACUAUCAACGUAAUCCGAGACAGGCCAGAGUUCCCACAACUCAGUGAUAGGUUGAAGGCUAUUGGAGCGACUCACGUGAUCAAAGAAGAGACGUUGAGGCGGCCUGAGAUUAAGGAACUUUUCAAGACUUGUCCAAAACCAAAACUGGCAUUAAAUGGAGUUGGAGGCAAGAGUGCAACAGAACUGCUCCGUCAUCUACAGGUUGGAGGCUCUAUGGUGACAUAUGGAGGGAUGGCCAAACAGCCUGUUACUGUCCCUGUGAGUGCUCUUAUUUUCAAGGAUGUGAAGGUUCGGGGAUUUUGGGUCACACAGUGGAAGAGAGAUCACUCAAAUGAUGAAAGGGUUUUUAGAGCCAUGCUGGACGAACUGUGCUCCCUCAUCCAGCAGGGAAAGCUCACAGCUCCUGCCUGCACUGAGGUGGGACUCCAAGACUACAGCAAAGCUCUUGACGCAGCUAUGCAGCCUUUCACUUCAGCUAAACAGGUCCUAAUCAUGUGACUUGACUGGUCUUAUCAACUGAUUGCUACACUGUCAAUACCAUAGCAUGUGAAUUAAAAAUGUGACUGCUACAUUAUUGUUGAUGUGUCAAUCAAAUGUACUGCUCAACCACAUAUGUUACUCAAUAAAUGUGUCAUCAC
Molecule: messenger RNA, 1402 nt
Organism: Seriola dumerili (greater amberjack)
Lineage: Eukaryota; Metazoa; Chordata; Actinopteri; Carangiformes; Carangidae
Gene: mecr
Product: mitochondrial trans-2-enoyl-CoA reductase
Exons: 10
Coding region: 114-1262 (382 amino acids)
Biological process (GO): fatty acid metabolic process
Cellular component (GO): mitochondrion
Molecular function (GO): trans-2-enoyl-CoA reductase (NADPH) activity
Source: RefSeq, a predicted model, not a curated record